UUCUCCGUCUCCUCUCCUUUUCAUCCAAUUUUCUUGUGUUAUCUAUUGAAAACCAGCAACAGAGAAUGUAUGCGAAUGCUGUGAUUAGGUGCAGGACAUCUCUACACCACCAUUACCAACAGCAUAAAUCUCUUGUUUGGUUCUCACAGAAACAGCAUCAACUAACCAGUAAUACUAAUAAUCAUCGUAGUAAUUUCUCAACUCAAUCUUCAAUCCUACCUCCUCCUGAUGUUUCUCAUUUAGCUCAAACUGCUCGAAUCUCUCUCACACCAGACGAGGUUGAGGAGUUUGCUCCUAAAAUUCGACAAGUAAUUGACUGGGAUUGUCACGACGCAACCAAAUUCAUUGCCAAGAUUUUUGAUAGAGAGAUUGUGGUGAGAGACGUAAAGCGGUUCCAUCAUUUCAAGGAUGGGUUUUGCUCUUGUGGGGAACUGGGGGUUACUGGUUUGGACAACUUCAAGCAGUUGAUCUUCAUAGCAUUGAACCAGCACUUCGCGCAGAUACCGAAGGUUACAAUUUACGAGAAGAUGUACCUGAAACAUUUGACAAUAGGGAGGCGAUCUUAUCUGCUGUUCCAAGUUUCGAGGAACCAUACAUCAAAGUCCCUAAAAUCUUGAACAAAGAGUGAUAUCCUGGUCAAAAUUUUCUUUGGUAAGCACACAACUCAAUUCCAGCAAGCAAAGAAUGAGUACUGUAAGAGGCAUCUAUAUUUAUUUUCAAGACAUUCAGAGGAGGUGUGUUCCAAGUAACAUUCAUAUUAGUUCUAUUUCUAGCAGAAUUAUUUGAUAGAAUAGGUGCAUUGUGUAAAAUGAUGCUGAGUAAUAUAAAAGUAAACCUGAUGAAUAAUAGUGGCAUGAUUAGGAGCAAGGUUACUAAAUAUUACUCUGCAUCUUUGUUUCCAAAUAAAGUGCAUAAUGCAAACUGUAAUAUGUAUCAAAUGAGGAGUAUGAUGAAUGUUUAUAUCAGAAUCCUGAGAUUGCCAACUCUGAACCCAAGGAAGAACAGAAGUAUGUUGCAGUAUAUUGUUGAGGGAAAAAUUGUCUCUAUAUGGCUUGCGAGUAAGAACGGUGCAAUAACAGAUGAUCUACAUCUUCAGGUUGAUCAGAGCUGCAGAGAACACAGUGUUGAUCAACAGAACCCAUAUGCUGAAAUAAUCUAGAUCUCACUGGCAGAGCAUUAUGUAAUACUUUCCACAUGAAAAUCUGAUACUUGCAAGGCAUUUUCAAUUUCUAAUAUUUUAACCAUAACUGUGAAGACAGAUUCAAAGUUGCACUGGAAAUAGUAUCUUGUUCACAAAGCAUUUUGUAAGUUGAUUGAUUUGUAAAAUACCAGAAGCAGUAAAAGGCCAAAUAAGUUUA
Molecule: messenger RNA, 1358 nt
Organism: Papaver somniferum (opium poppy)
Lineage: Eukaryota; Viridiplantae; Streptophyta; Magnoliopsida; Ranunculales; Papaveraceae
Product: glutamyl-tRNA(Gln) amidotransferase subunit C, chloroplastic/mitochondrial-like
Exons: 6
Coding region: 66-617 (183 amino acids)
Biological process (GO): regulation of translational fidelity; glutaminyl-tRNAGln biosynthesis via transamidation
Cellular component (GO): chloroplast
Molecular function (GO): glutaminyl-tRNA synthase (glutamine-hydrolyzing) activity; zinc ion binding
Source: RefSeq, a predicted model, not a curated record